Messenger RNA from Dermacentor silvarum, 1802 nucleotides. RefSeq lists its product as uncharacterized. Bases 868 to 1407 code for a protein of 179 amino acids. The record is from RefSeq and is a predicted model, not a curated record. The transcript is spliced from 11 exons. NCBI's taxonomy places the organism in Eukaryota, Metazoa, Arthropoda, Arachnida, Ixodida, Ixodidae. Gene Ontology annotation, biological process: negative regulation of DNA-templated transcription. Gene Ontology annotation, molecular function: DNA binding.
GAGGAGUUUGAUCCGGUGGACGAGAACGAUUUCAGCAAUAAGACUGCGUACCGAGCCAAGUGGCACGAUCCCGACAAUGACAUCAACGACGGGACAUACACAAUUCAGAUAUUAAGACUUGCUGAAACUAAAGAAGAUAUGCAACGAAAAAUGCUCCUAAAACGGCCUAUCAUCCCCCCUAUAAGCCUUUCUGAUAUUGAAAAUGGCACAGAUGAUGAUGAGAUGACACAGAAAAGAAAGGUUUUGAGACAGGAGUCAAAGAAGAAGCGUCUGAAUAGGGCCGCAUCAAAAAAGCAGCAGUUUGAAGAUGUGCUGAGUAAAUAUACAGCACAUGCCCUACAGAUCAAUGAUGCUGUUAGAAACAAAUCAUCAAUUGUAAAGGCUCAUGUAUCAGCUGGUGAGGGCAGCCGUGAGCCACAGAGACGCCAGGUUUCCUCACCCGUGGCAUCCCAGCUUGCUAAGAAGGUAAUAAUUUCGUAAUAUACUUUUGUUACCCUCCUCAUGCUAUCACAUAUGUGCAUCUGGUGUGCUUAUCUUUUUUUUUUCCCACUUAAGAGAAAGAGGUCUGACACGCCAUGCACAUCAGAAUCGGAUGAUGGGUUGGUUCCCGAAAACAAGGUUCGGGCCGCCAGGAAAGAGGCUAGGUUUUGGAAGGCGCAGUAUCGCCUUCAGUGUGAACAUAAUACGUCACUAAAAAACCAACUGUCGUUUUUACAAGAGACGGUGAAAGCACAGUUAGGUUGAUGUAAGAUACAUUUGUUCUUGCUACUUUUCCUUUCUGCAUGCUGUUCAUUUUUAGUUCGUAGGGAUUUGUGCAUUAAUAUUUGCAUUUAUCUUUACCCUGCAGUUAAGCAUUUGCUGGAGGAAAUGUUGGAGACCAGAGUGGACAAAGGCAUAGCUGGGCUUUUGGUGGAGCAGCCGGUGGACAUGGCCAGCCGCACAACAAGCAGUGGGCCCCAGCAUGUUCAAGUGGACAAAGGCGUAGCUGGGCUUUUGGUGGAGCAGCCAGUGGAAAUGGCCAGACGCACAACAAGCAGUGGGCCCCAGCAUGUUCAAGUGGACAAAGGCGUAGCUGGGCUUUUGGUGGAGCAGCCAGUGGAAAUGGCCAGACGCACAACAAGCAGUGGGCCCCAGCAUGUUCAAGGCAUGGCUCCAAAUCAUGAUGUGGAAAUUGGAAUGUCCUCCAGCUUGCAUUCAGCUGGAAUAGGAAGCAACUGUGCUUCUUCACAAGAUGAUGAAGCACAUGACCUGGCAGAAUUUUCCCCCACUCCCGAUGGCCGUUUCCAUCUCUGCAAGGGGGUGAAAAUCACAGCAGACCAGGCGGCAAAGAUUUUAAGAAACAAGAAGGCCACGAUUGUCAAACGUGAUACAGCCCAAGCAAUUUGGGGUCUCGAGGCAUGGCCCUAAGAACAGUGAGUGGCCGAUUAGUGCCUGGUGAGACAACAAAGCAGCUCACACCUGCCAAAGUUCAAGUUGUGCAAGAAUGCCUGGCCUACUGGGGCAGAACAAACAACCAGGACAUUGCAGUGGCUGCCCAUGGAGUGCUGAGGGUCUUAAGUGAAAAGAUUCAAGAUGUGAAAAAGAAGCUUAAGCUCGGCAAGGAGUAGUCUCCGAGGAGUGUAGCCUUUACUGGCAAUAAAGUCUCUUCUGAAACCUUGCCUCGUUAUUGCAUGAGGAAGUACACGUUUUUGACUGGGAACAGCAUGUUUCUCGUUUGAAAUGCUCCCGACAUCACACCUGCAUUGCUUCUAUUUCUGGCUGGAACGGUUUCCAUUUCCGGGUGGAUUGGCAUCCAUUUCCGG